AUGCCCACAAAUGAGGUGCCACUUUUUGAUCCAACCCUCAAGAUUGCGGUGGAUCAUAUAGAAGCGUUGUCUAUUGAUACUCUAUCUCGGAGACAUAUAUCUGGAAUGCCCGUUAUGUACUGGGAGCCAACCGCUACCAAUACGCUACAUAGAUACGCGUUUGUCUCCGAUGAUCAACUCCAGCUUGAGCUCCAUUUCAGCAAUCCACCUCAUUUGGUACACAGAAAACCUGUGUUGAUCUGCCUUAAAGGUGCCAGCAUAGAACUCCGACCGACAUUAAAACACCCUAAAGUACCCUUCAAGCUUAUAUUUUCCGAAGGUGUUAUAUUGCAAUUUAAUGGGCAGAUUAGAGACACUUUUCCAGCGGAACCGCCUCUUUUGCCACCUCUUCCUUCGUGGUUUGGGAGUCAAGCAUCACCAGCCAGUUCGCCUCCCCCUACUUCUCCAACACAUGCCUCCUCAUCACCCCAUAAACCCAGUUCGCCAACCGCCCCUUCCAAGCCCAACCCCUCUUCUAAACGGGGAGCCAGCCGUACGCCUUCAGAUACCUUGCCACAGAAACAACCACGAGCACCUGCUCCACCAAGGCAUUCUUACGCGCCCCCGCGACCAGAGAGUAGCCCAGUGGUUACGAGAGAAAGAAAUAUACAAGGCACUCAGGACAUAUCGACGUCGGAUAUCCGACAACAACCUGCUACUCAAACUAGCAGCAUUGGACAAGGAGAUAACGAAUCAGAAGCUCCUUCAGCAAGCAAUUCGAUGCAUAAGUCAAAAAAGAAGAGACGCAGAGGGAAAAGGAGCCUUGCCCCAGAAAAAAACCCGGCCCUUGACAUGACUGCGGGCUGUUAUUCUCCUCUGGGGGGAAAUUAUCUGCCAUUGGCUGACCUCCAGAACAAUGUGGGUGCAAAAGUUUCAGUCAUGGGUGUGGUUCGAGGAAUUUCAUUACCUCGACUUGCGAGGACUGGAGAUUGGUUCGUCUCAACUGAGUUGCUGGACCCAACCACAACCGAACAAACGGCAUUCAAAACAAAUAUGUUCUUGCCCGAAUCGAUGAAAGAUUGUAUUCCAAGCGUAAAGGCGGGGGAUAUAUUCAUGAUCCGGAAACUUACGAUUUGUCGAUACAACAACGUGGUAGUUGGCACUGGAUAUUCGGACUCGUUCCAGUGGGCUGGCUACUCUCCGUCAGAAAAAGUCCAUUUUCACAGCACGCGCCGAACAUUUUCAGAUGAAGAGCAUUGUCCCUUUUUUACUCCAGGCGAUGAGGAGCUUCAGUACGCUGCUCGCCUGGCAGAUUGGUGGUCAGCACUUCAAGAACUAGCCAAGUCCAAGCCGGACGGAGUCCCAACCUUGAUGUCGCAACCAAAGGGCAGGAGUUUGAUAACUUUAUCCGAGGCAAAGGCCGACGUGUUCUUUAACUGUGUUGUCGAGAUUCUCUACACGCUCCCACCAGGAGAUCAAUGCGCCGAGAUCUUCAUAACAGAUUAUACUAUUAACAAUCAGUUUUUCACUCGACGGCCGCCACAAACAGACGGUGCCCAUGACAAGACUAAAGUAUACGGCAAACGCGUCCUAAAAGUAGUUCUCUGGGGAGACACCCAAAUAACGCAUGCACGAGAAUUGGAAACCCCUGGAUAUUAUUUUAUCGAUAAUCUUCGCGUUAGAUUUGACUCUAAAGGAUUUCUGGAGGGCACGCUCCAAGACAAUAGGCGGAAAAUAGACAAGCUACGAAGCGACGAUCCCCUACUGCCGGCCUUGCUUCAGCGUAGACAGGAAUAUAUUGAUAAGCCUCCAUCUCAAGAGGGAGAGACAUCCCGGAGGGGUGCUGAUGGAAGAGACGCAAACCUUUAUUGUGCGGGAGAUCUACUCCCUCCUCCUCUACCGAUAAAGCGGACUGAACCGAAGCAACAAGGACCAGAAGUCACUCGCUUGAGGUUUUACAACAUCGUCCGAACUCCGAUUCAAAAAAUACUGGGGCACCCCAUAUGUCCCGACGUAUUUCGUAUCAAGGGACGAAUCGUUGCAUUUGAGCCAUAUAAGUUAGAGAACUUCUCCAUCCAACCUAACCCAGUCAACCAAAGUGUGCCUUCACAAUACAAUGGUUGCUUUGAAUGCACCGAUUUCGACCUGGAAUAUGUAGUGUAUGAAUACCGGUUCCAAAUGGUUGUAGAAGAGGAGAGCUCGGAAGCGACAGGAUACCGUGGCACAUUGAUAGUUGACGUAUCCGGAGAGGAGGCGGAACAUUUUCUUUCUGGCUUGCCUCCAGCCGAUUUCCAGGAUCGUAAGAACGUCACAAAGCUACGCCAGAGGAUGGCUCCCAUAUUGGGCAAUUUGGAAGUGUAUCAGCAAGAUUUGAUGACGGGCAAUAGUCUCAAAGCCAUCACCCGCGGUCGAUAUUUUGACAUGCUCAUCCAUAGCCAUCUCUCGGAGCACAAAAAUGAGGGCGCCCUUGAUAACAAACGCUACAGGUUAUGGGGAACGGAACUCACUCCAACCAGCGUUGUUCAUUAA
Molecule: messenger RNA, 2508 nt
Organism: Rhizoctonia solani
Lineage: Eukaryota; Fungi; Basidiomycota; Agaricomycetes; Cantharellales; Ceratobasidiaceae
Product: telomeric single stranded DNA-binding POT1/CDC13 protein
Exons: 10
Coding region: 1-2508 (835 amino acids)
Biological process (GO): regulation of telomere maintenance via telomerase; telomere capping
Cellular component (GO): nuclear telomere cap complex; chromosome, telomeric region
Molecular function (GO): G-rich strand telomeric DNA binding; telomerase inhibitor activity
Source: RefSeq, a predicted model, not a curated record